AUGGAGAAACAGUCUCAUGCUAGCUUUCAAGUCAUCUAUCUGGCUCGUUCAAUGUUCAGCAGACCUGCGAGUGACACUUCUACUUCCAUAGCCCGCUUCUAUCGAGUAUUGGAUAAGGAUAACCAUCUUGAUGUUAGACGUCUUGCGCUCAACCAAAGAGAGGCACACACCAUUGUCGAGUGGACAGCGACGUUUCUCGGGACGCGCAACGCGACAAAGGAUCGCAUGGGUGCACAAGUACCACUGAUGAUGCAUGUCCUGGCCACAAGCCUCAACCGCAUCGAAGAGUCUCACGCUCACCGGGCGGCAUCUAACACCGCGCCUCUACAGGCCCAGGCUCGGCGCUAA
Molecule: messenger RNA, 348 nt
Organism: Pyricularia grisea
Lineage: Eukaryota; Fungi; Ascomycota; Sordariomycetes; Magnaporthales; Pyriculariaceae
Exons: 1
Coding region: 1-348 (115 amino acids)
Source: RefSeq, a predicted model, not a curated record